Molecule: messenger RNA, 1035 nt
Organism: Rotaria sordida
Lineage: Eukaryota; Metazoa; Rotifera; Eurotatoria; Philodinida; Philodinidae
Source: the annotation of a GenBank genome assembly
AUGGAAAUUAUUAUCGGAAUCUUUUCUUGUGCUCUACUUAGUCAAUAUUGGAAUAAAACAAGUUGGAUUUUCGGUGGUCAACAUUCUGUUUUAUUUAUUUUUUUUGUUUUUCUUCUUGGCACUCUUAGUACAACAUCAACAAUUACAUAUUAUGAUUAUAUGAAACGAUACAAUGCAAAACUAUUGGAUGCUCUUCUUUUUGGUGAGAAUCUCGCUUGUGUCGUGCCAGUCAUCCUUGCAUUGAUUCAAGGCAUAGGUGGUGAACCAAUCUGUUUACCUAACUCGAUACAAAUCGAAUAUUCACAACCUCGUUUUUCUGUUCGAGUCUAUUUUUGGAUUUUAACAUUUAUCAUAUUUCUAUCAUUUAUUGCUUUUCUCAUUCUCGAAUGGGCCAAGAUUGCUGAUUCAUAUCGAAUUGAAGAUUAUAAAUCAUUGAACACUUACGAACUAAAUUCACAAACAGAUACUUCAUCUCUUAUUCAAAGCGAGCCAUCAUUCGAACCAAUGAGCACAAAGUUGUAUCAUUCUCUACUUGCUGUUGCAUACUUUUCAUACAUUUUUCUCUAUGGCAUUCUACCAAUAAUUAUUACUUAUGCUAUGUUACCGUAUUCCCAUACUGCAUUCUACACAUCAAGUAUUAUCCCACCUAUAACAGGUCCACUAUCAGUUAUUAUUAACCGUGUCAAUAAAAAUCGAUUAGGGUUGUCAUCUAUAAUUAUCCUAUGUUUUAUAGCAACGUGUACAUCUACUUAUGUUAUUAUCAUAGCCAUUCUCAGUCCUUGUCCACCUCUGCAUGAUACUGUAUUCGGUGCAAUUAUUGCUCUAGCUUGUGUUUUCACUUCACAACUCUUAUAUAACUAUGUACGUGUAGUCAUAGCCAAUCGUAUUCGACAAGAAUACAAAUGUAACAGUGGAUUAUUUUGGCUUGGAGCUGUCUUUCGCAUGGGUACGUUGAGUGGUGCAAUACCGAUGUAUGUUCUCAUCAACAUAUUUCAUAUUUUUAAAAGUCGUGAAGCCUGUCGAUCUUACUGUUAA